AUGGACAAAAGACCGACUGCGGAAAAUGCCGACUGCGGCAUCACUGCGUCACAGAAAACGAAACGUAACAGUUUAGGUUUUACGCUUGAAGUUGCCGGCGGCACCACCACAUUGCUAGACUCCUCCCCCUUUAUCCACCUUCCCAUUUCUUUCGUCAAAGGCACGCACCCACGAUUCCUACGAUAUUGUACAUGGUUGGGGUUGCCGUAGAGGCUGGCGGAACUGCGCGGCGGUCGAACGCGGCCGAAGCGCAAGAUGCCCUCUCUGUCCAUCAACAACCCGAUGGAGGUGCUCCGACAGCGGCUCCUGCUGGAAGUGGCUCGCAAGCAGAUGCGCGAGGCUAACCAGCGGCAGGCCGUUGCCAACAGACUCUUCCUGCAGAAUGUCGGCAAACGAGGUUUUUGGUCCAAAUCUCUUUCACCUCGCUUCAACAACUAGAGCCGCCAGCCACGACCACCCCUUUAUGUUCGUUGCAUGCCGUCACCUCCGCUACGUUGAAAGUAAUAUUAAUAACAAACAUUAAUUAGAGAAAGAACCUGACAUGUCUACAGAUCACUGGCGUAUGUUUGUAACAUCCUAGUUAUAAUUCUUAGAAGCGGUUAAAUAACAAAUCAGAUUAAAAGAAAAUGUCAUUCAAACAAUUGCCGCCUCUAACUUAUUUAUGCGUAUUCACAAAGCGCAUUAAGGUUAUAAUUUAUUUUCUUCAUAUUACGAAGUAAAUAGAGAAUGCUAACCAGCUCAGCAUUCACUAAAUACAACAUAUUAAAAUGCUUAAUUCCAUUUGUUGUUUUAGUCAUAAGUUUGCAUAAAGAUUGUUCUGUAGAUUAUUAGGAAUAUUGAUUUUUGUGCCAAAUAGCUAUAAUUAAAAUUUUAUAGAUCCAGGUUUUUACUUUUAAUAUACAUAUGUUGUACUAUUUUUAUGUUUUCAAAUAAAUAACUAUACAUUAUGACGGCUAAUACUUACUUCUUAAGAAUAAAUAAUAAAUAUAAUUAACUCAAUAUUACUGGUACUUUUUAUGUAAUGUGUACAGUGUAGUUUUAUGCCCUGUGUACUUUUUGUUGUACUUCCAUCUCUUAUUAGCAUAGA
Manduca sexta (tobacco hornworm) is the source of this 1087-nucleotide messenger RNA. RefSeq names its product diuretic hormone 45 (gene Dh44). Gene Ontology annotation, cellular component: extracellular region. The transcript is spliced from 3 exons. The record is from RefSeq and is a predicted model, not a curated record. Lineage: Eukaryota; Metazoa; Arthropoda; Insecta; Lepidoptera; Sphingidae. Gene Ontology annotation, molecular function: hormone activity.